Punica granatum (pomegranate) is the source of this 2605-nucleotide messenger RNA. Lineage: Eukaryota; Viridiplantae; Streptophyta; Magnoliopsida; Myrtales; Lythraceae. The record is from RefSeq and is a predicted model, not a curated record.
UGUUAGUGUUCAUGACUACAACGAGAAGCAUUGAGUACGGGAAACCAUGAAAGACAAACUUCUCUUCCUGGUUUGCCUAUCGAUUGUGCUCAUAAUCCAGUUUCCGGUUGCUUUUCAACAGUAUGCUUGUGAUAUCAAUGACCCAAAAACGAGCGGAUUCCCCUUUUGCAACACUUCAUUGCCUUACCAAGACAGGGCCAUGGACCUGGUCUCGAGGCUGACUCUCCAAGAAAAGGUGCAGCAGUUAGUAGACCGAGCCACAGGCAUUCCUAGGCUUGGAGUGCCGCCCUACAACUGGUGGUCAGAAGCCCUCCAUGGUGUCUCGUCAGUAGGAAGGGGAGUGCACUUCAACGAAACCGUGCCCGGGGCCACGAGCUUCCCUGCAGUUAUACUAUCCGCUGCGAGCUUCAAUGCCUCACUGUGGUACAGGAUGGGCCAGGUCGUGUCCAACGAGGCCCGGGCAAUGCACAACGUGGGCCUCGCUGGACUCACGUACUGGAGCCCGAAUGUGAAUGUGUUCCGUGACCCAAGGUGGGGCCGGGGGCAGGAGACACCCGGGGAGGACCCACUAGUUGUGUCAAGGUAUGCAGUUAACUAUAUUCGGGGUCUUCAGGAAGUGAGCCCUACGAGCGAGAGGCUGAAGGUCUCUAGCUGCUGCAAGCAUUACACCGCAUACGAUCUGGACAAAUGGAAAGAUAUUGAUCGGUUUCACUUUGAUGCGAAGGUGACAAAACAAGACAUGGAGGACACUUUUCAGCCCCCGUUUAAGAGCUGCGUUCAGGAUGGACAUGUAAGUAGUGUCAUGUGUUCAUACAACCGAGUGAACGGCAUCCCAACUUGUGCCGAUCCUGAUCUGCUGAAGGGAAUUGUCAGAGGCCAGUGGGGAUUGAAUGGAUAUGUCGUUUCCGACUGUGACUCCGUUGAGGUUUAUUAUGAUCAACUCCACUACACCAACACGCCUGAAGACGCUGUAGCCCUUGCCCUGAAAGCAGGUCUGAACAUGAACUGUGGAGAUUUCCUUGGCAAGUACACCGAAAAUGCUGUUAACUUGAAGAAGGUGGAUGAGUCGGUCGUAGAUGAGUCCUUGAUAUACAACUAUGUCGUCCUGAUGAGGCUAGGCUUCUUUGACGGGGACCCGCAAUACCUCGAGUUUGGAGAUUUGGGCCCAGAAGAUGUAUGCACCGAAGAGAACCAGCUACUGGCAAUUGAAGCAGCAAAGCAAGGAAUAGUAUUGCUGAAGAACAAUGGAGCCCUUCCUCUUUCCAAAAACACGACCAAGAGGUUAGCAGUUAUUGGACAAAACGGCAAUGCAACUUCCACUAUGAUAAGCAACUAUGCAGGAGUACCUUGCCGCUACACUAGCCCGUUGAAGGGGCUGCAAAAGUAUUUGGCGACUGUGACGUACGAAGUGGGAUGUGCUGACGUGAAGUGUGCUGAUGACUCUCUGGUACCAGCUGCGGUGGAGGCUGCAGGAGAGGCCGAUGUGGUAGUGCUGGUUGUGGGUCUUGACCAGUCGAUUGAAGCGGAAGGGUUGGAUCGGGAGAACUUGAUGCUACCUGGAUUCCAGGAGAAGCUUGUUAUGCAAGUGACUAAUGCGACAAAAGGGUCUGUCAUUCUUGUUGUUAUGUCAGCAGGCCCCAUUGAUGUUUCGUUUGCAAAGAAUAUCAAUAAGAUCGGGGGAAUGUUGUGGGUAGGAUACCCUGGUCAGGAUGGAGGAGAGGCCAUAGCUCAGGUCAUCUUUGGAGAUUACAACCCAAGCGGGAGGUCCCCUUUCACAUGGUAUUCCCAGGAGUAUGUUGAUCUACUGCCAAUGACAGACAUGAACAUGAGAGCUAACACCUCCACGAACUUCCCCGGAAGAACCUACCGUUUCUACACAGGACAGCCUGUCUACCCAUUUGGCCAUGGGCUCAGCUACUCCAGGUACACCAAGACCAUGGUAUCUGCCCCUACUACAAUAACUGUCCGACCGAAAUCCUCUCAGACCAUGAACGAGGAUCAUCUUUCCAGCCAAGCCAUCCUACAUAGUCCUUACUCCAAUGCCCAGACUGUGAAUGUUUCGGCAGUCAACUGCACCGGACUGGUAGUCAGUUUCUUGGUGGGGGUGAAGAAUAACGGGAAGCGGGCAGGAGAUCAUGUGGUUUUGGUGUUCUGGAAACCCUCAAGAUCACGGGCUCCGGUAGGUGCACCGAAUCUGCAGCUGGUGGGGUUUGAGAGGGUGCAUGUUGAUGCAGGGAAGACGGUGACCGUUAUGGUGAGAAUGGAUGUGUGUAAGGACCUAAGCAUGGCAGACAAGGAGGGGACACGGGUUCUCGUCCUAGGACAGUAUGAUUUUGUGGUUGGAGCUCCGGGUGAAAGCCAAGUGAGCCACCAGGUCAACUUCAGGCUGAGUAAUGGAGGUGAGAACGAUGCCGAAUUGGAAUACACCGGAUCGAUGUAAUAGCAGCAGAAAGCAGUUAUAGUGGACAGAUAGUAAAGCGGACCCAACUUAUGUAACUAAACAUUUUCAUUCUAUCCCUUGUUAAUUCCGAGUUGCCUAUAUAUGAUGGAACUGCAAUAGCAAUUAUCAUAUCAAUAAGAAAUAAGUGUCGUGACACAUUCUUGA